AUGUUCAAUGUUGUCUUUGAUUUCUUCAGUUCCUUUUCCGGUUCCUAUUCUCUCUGGCUUGCAAGACUGGUUCGGCGCCGGCAGCAAUCAACGAUUCGAAAAGGAAGGAUUUUCUUAUUCUCUUCUCUUUGCUUUGAUCUAGGUGCAGGGCUUCGCCGGAAAAAUGCAUUGCUGGUUAUUGCCCAUCCUGAUGAUGAGUCUAUGUUUUUUACUCCAACAAUUAAUUACCUUACUUCCGGGGGCCAUAAUCUACACAUUGUGUGCAUCUCAACUGGUAAUGCAGAUGGCAUGGGAAACAUCAGGAAAGAAGAGCUCUAUCAGGUUUCUGCAGUCCUCAAGGUUCCACUCCAACAAGUGAAGAUCCUAGACCGUCCAGAUUUGCAGGAUGGUUUUGGCAAAGUAUGGAGGUGUGAUUUAUUGGCAAGAAUAAUUGAAGAGGAAAUUCUUAGUCAUGCCAUCGAUUUGAUUAUUACUUUUGAUAACUAUGGUGUUUCUGGUCAUUGUAACCAUCGUGACGUCAAUCAAGGGAUACGUACUCUUUUAGGACUAAAUGAAGGACUUGGGUGUUUGUUUGAGCUGGGAGGAAAUGACUUUGAGAUAUAUGACUCAGAGAGAACAGUGGGUCACACAGGUCAGCUUUAUAUUUCAGCUUCUUAUUGCAUUAUUAAAUACCAUGGAUUUUUCUAUUUCCAUGGCAUCUAGAGAACCAAAUGCAUCAUUAGUAUAGUGUCAUUGCAAAGAAAGCUCCAAUCAGACUUGGAUGAUUGCAAAACAGAAUGGAUCUAUUUUCGAAAAUAAAUAUAAUUGGUGAUAUUCUCAUACAAUACUGUAAAUGAUGUUUUUACAUAAAACAGAG
Molecule: messenger RNA, 856 nt
Organism: Camellia sinensis
Lineage: Eukaryota; Viridiplantae; Streptophyta; Magnoliopsida; Ericales; Theaceae
Source: RefSeq, a predicted model, not a curated record